AUGGAAGACCUGGGGCAGAUGCCACGUGGCAGCACGGUGGGGGCUGUGCCCGUGCAGACCUCCUACUGGAUGAUUAGUGACUUUGCGCGCCCCCGCUCUGAGACGGGAGACCUUAUCAUCGUUGACGAGCGAUGGCGCUCCGCAGCCGUGCCGCUCCGCAUCCGGUGCGCCUCCGACCCGCCCGCGCGCGCGCGCGCGCUCUCCGUGCUCCCCGUCAACGACCGCUCCCGCGCGUUCUCCGACGGCGUGCUCCUCAUAUCUCGGCACCAACGCUCGAAGCAGUCCUUCGCGGUACGAACCACGAGCGGGCCUUUGCGGGGUUACUGGGACAAACCCGAAACCGAAACCAGGCAAAAUCCGGCGAAAGGGUUUGCCGGAGCGGCAGAACAGCAGGGUUUGGUGGGGAAAGGGCCGGUUAGCGAGAGCGAAGCAGGGGGUAAUGGGGCAGAGUUUGCACAGCACGGACGCUGGCCCGGUUUGGUAAACAUCACCCCCCCAGGGCCGAUUUAUGAGCUGGGAAGAGACAAAAAGGCCGUCAAAGCGUUGAAGCGAAAGCGGGCCGGUGAUGCGAUCAGGAAAGAGGAGUUGAGGCCUCUCCCAGGACGCUUCCACGUGGCGAUGUCUCCGAAUGCCAUGCGAGGAAAACUAAAAGCGCCCAGACGAGCGGCGCUCUACGUGCAUCCGCGGUCACCAACAGUCGGCGCACUUCAACAAGAGCUUCAGGAAGUGGCGAAUAAAGAUCCUACCUCCUUUGAGGCUUACGUCAUCAAGGCUCUCUGGCCUGACAAAGUCGCGCAGCUGCAAACAUUCCCAGGCGUCGAGCUUGAACGUUUCGAUGUCGAUGACAUCGGCCCUACCGGCUCCCUUUUUCCGGCCGGGAAAAAGCUCCGGGCUAAUGAGAGUGGGUAUGUAGGAGGGUUAGAAAACGUCGGGGGAUCCCCCGGGCUGGGACUAAACCGAAGAGACGAACCUGGGGUUAGAGAAGCACGUGGGCGGGUUGCACCCGGGUUAGCGAGCACAAAACAUUUAGCGGGGGGAGAGGGGGUGGAGGCGUCACUCGACGAGGAGUCGUGGGCGGGUCACGGGGAGAGCUUCUCGUUCGAUGAAGGGGAUCCCUUUGGAUUUGCUCCACACGCGGUCACCGAAUCCGGGCCAACAGAGCCCCUUACGCCGCUCGGGUUGUUCUCGCACGAAGACCCGUUUCGGUGGGACGCGCACAACCGACUAGGGCCCGUAUCUCCACCGAACGUGGAGCCUCCCGGACGCCGGCAGUGGGAGGACCGGGAGCAGGAUCCCCCGGGCCGGAGUCCUCGCGAAAGGGAUCCCCUGGGCCGGACUAUUCGGGCGCAUUCCCCCGAGAGCCCAAAGCUGCCGUUCGGGUUCAGCGUUUCGCAGCACCUUCUGGGGGAUCGAGACGGGCCCUCUCCGGGCGGUUCAUACGUGCCCGGUUUGCGGGACCCCGGGCGAAAGGGCGGCGCCCGGGUGGCUGCCACGUGGCUGGAGACGACGUCAACCCGCCCGCCAAAGCUGCAGGUGCGCGGCAGCAAGGGUCAAACAGGGGAGUCGCCGAUAGAAACGGUUCAAAGUUCGCGCCCGUUCACGCGCGCACAGAAGAGACGGUCCUCUGAGGAGAAGCACCAAUCGGGGCACUUCGUGAGUUUGCUCGGGGAACUGAACCGGGGCGGUGAAGCACUCAUUGGAGAAGAAGACGAAGACCCGCUGAACGACUUGGCGGAAGUUGACACGAUAAUUCAAGAGCCCGGGGAUUCGCCCACCGGUGCCAUGGACUGGGUUGCGGCCGUGAGCCGGGAGAUCCUGGCGUCCUCGGAAGUGUUCUUCGAGAGCGCGCCUGCGGUCGGGACACAGAGUGGCGCGACGGACCAGCGGCCCGUCCCCGAGUUUCGUCCGUACCGCGAACUGGUGUCCGAAGUUGUUGACACGUGUCUCGGCGGCGGCGCCCCCGGACCCGGGGCGGUCGCCACGUGUAUCAAGAAGCAUACGCAGCUUCUGAAGGAAGUGGAAAAGGAAUACGGAAGGAGGGAAGCGGACCUAAAGGCGACGCACGAGAAGCAGGAUGCGCUGUACGGGGUAAAGGCGGAGGCGCGCGCGAGCAAGCAAUCACAGUUGGACGGUUUGCGCGUCUGCUUCGUCGUCAUCCAGCACACCGUGGCCAAGCAUCUCCGCGAAACCCUCGAGAUUCUGGUGGGCGUUGCCCGGCCGCCCGAGCCGGCCGCGGAGCGCGGCCGCGGCAAGCGCGAGCCCCGCGACUCAGGACCGCUCUCCACGCAGCACCGUGACCCGGCAGGAAGAGUGCUACGCAGCUCCCAGCAACCAACUGGGGCAAACCCGCUGUUAGGCUUGAGCAGGUUACCAAUUGAUGGGGAGCAGCCUUCGGGGCAAGAGAAACGGGUGAGCCGGAGGGUUACGCGGAACCCGUUGAGCUUAGGCGCGGAUGACUCAGAGGGAGAGGAAGCGGGCGCUCGGUUGGGGGGAAAAGGGGCCCGGCGAACAGUACCCGGGGGGAGCGGCAGAAGGAGCGCGCGCGCGGCGACGCGGAAGCGCGGCCGCGCGUCGAGCGACUCGGAUUACGAGCCGAGCGCGCACUCAGGUUCAGACAGCGCGCGCGAUUCGGACAUGCGCGCGUCGUCGUCGUCCGGAUCGGACGACGCGCCGAAGAAGGCGGGCGGCCGCAUGCAGGCGACACGUGUCAGGAAGCCAGGGGAAAAGGGGUUUUCGGGCGCGCGCGGGGAGCUGCCGCAGGCGGCCGCGGACGGGCUGAUGGCGUGGUUCGCGGAGCGGUGGCUGGAGCGGGGGGCCGUGGAAGCGCCAAAGGCAAACAAGCAGGAGAGAUGCCAGUUGGCGAGGAGAUUCGAAGUCACAGAGCGGCAGGUUGGAAACUGGCUGGUCAACGCGCGCGCCCGCGUCUGGAAACCAAUGAUGAAGGAGAUCCGCCAGGAGCUGAAUGCGAGCCCUAAGAAGCCGGACAAGAAGGACCCCUCCAAAGGCAAACGACGGAAGUAG
This is a messenger RNA of Klebsormidium nitens, 3021 nucleotides long. NCBI's taxonomy places the organism in Eukaryota, Viridiplantae, Streptophyta, Klebsormidiophyceae, Klebsormidiales, Klebsormidiaceae. The record is from the annotation of a GenBank genome assembly.